AACAAUCCACUGAGAGGAGCAGCAUUAUUGAUGUUGAGUUCAGCAGAGGUGGGGCCUCCAAUCCAUCUGCCUUAAGGCAGAUAGAACAGAUAUUCAACGAAUUCUGAGGUUUCGCACUGUAAUUGGGAUAUUAUUUGGAAAAGUGGAGGAAGUUUAUCAAGCUUUUAACAGAAGGUCUCUUGGUUGGAGUAGCACGGUGGAGAACUAGCCCUCUGGCUAACCGUUUCACUGGAGGUACUGAGACCAAACAUGGCUGGCUAGACGACUGUUUGAGGUCCUGCUCUAAAUGACUUAAGCCUGGGAAGAGCCACCCAGUACCCUUUCUGAUUGGACUGGGAAGUUUGUCUUCACACACCACUGUGCUGAGUGCUGGAGGACGUGUUUCAACAGAUGGUCGGGGUUAGUGUGUGUCAUCACAUUGGAGAAUGGAUUAGAGGAGGAAGGUUGUCUUCCAGGAGCAGUGUGGUCCCCACAAAUACUCUGAGGAGCUCAAGAGCGAGCAACCCACAGCAAGAGAGAUCCACUCCAUGAGCAAGACUGACAUCCAGAUUGCGUUGUGAGGAUUCCAGCCUUCUGAUUCCUGUUCACACUCCCCGGUUUGCAGUCCCAUGAUGCAGCUGGUGAGCCUGGCCUGGAUGAUGGUCCUGGCCACCCCACUGGUCUGCUUUGGUUUCACCACACGUGGUCAGGGCCUGCGUGGGCGGGUUCAAGGUGACCGACGAAACAUCAGACCCAACAUCAUACUCAUCAUGACAGAUGACCAGGAUGUGGAGUUGGGCUCAUUGCAGGUGAUGAAUAAAACUCGCAAGAUCAUGGAGGACGGUGGAACCUCAUUUACAAAUGCGUUUGUAACUACGCCCAUGUGCUGUCCAUCACGCUCUUCCAUGCUGACUGGGAAGUAUGUCCACAACCACAACACGUACACCAACAACGAAAACUGUUCCUCACCUUCCUGGCAAGCUCAGCAUGAGCCGCGCUCCUUUGCCGUUUAUCUCAACAACACUGGAUACAGGACAGCUUUCUUUGGGAAGUACCUCAAUGAGUACAACGGCAGCUACAUCCCACCUGGGUGGCGCGAAUGGGUGGGGCUGAUCAAAAAUUCCCGUUUCUAUAAUUACACCGUCUGUCGGAAUGGGAACAAGGAGAAGCACGGCGCGGAUUAUGCCAUGGACUACUUCACUGAUCUGAUUACCAACGACAGCAUCAGCUAUUUCCGAAUGUCCAAGCGCAUGUACCCGCAUCGGCCGGUGAUGAUGGUGAUCAGUCAUGCAGCGCCUCAUGGCCCGGAGGAUUCAGCACCCCAGUACUCCGAGCUCUUCCCAAACGCUUCCCAGCACAUAACUCCCAGCUAUAACUACGCACCAAACAUGGAUAAGCACUGGAUCAUGCAGUACACCGGCCCGAUGAAGCCGAUUCACAUGGAGUUCACCAACUACCUGCACAGGAAGAGGCUCCAGACGCUGAUGUCUGUAGAUGACUCUGUGGAAAAGAUAUAUAAUGUCCUGGUCGAUACGGGGGAGCUGGAUAAUACCUAUAUCAUUUACACAGCUGAUCAUGGUUACCACAUUGGCCAGUUUGGCCUGGUCAAGGGGAAGUCUAUGCCCUAUGAUUUUGACAUCAGAGUACCGUUUUUUGUCAGAGGUCCUGAUGUGGAACCAGGGGCAAGGAACAACCAUCUUGUGCUAAACAUUGAUCUCGCACCCACAAUCCUGGACAUAGCUGGCCUGGACACUCCUCCUGAUAUGGAUGGCAGAUCUGUCCUGAAGCUUCUGGAGCAGGAAAAGAAUGGGAAUAGAUUCAAGCCCAACCGGAAACCCAAAGUCUGGCGGGACACAUUCCUCGUGGAGCGGGGCAAAAUCCUGCGCAAGAAAGAUGACUCAGGAGGCAACUUGGACACACAACACUCCAACAGCUUACCCAAGUACAAGAAGCUGGAGGAGGUGUGUCAGCAGGCAGAGUAUCAGACGCCCUGCGAACAACCAGGACAGAAAUGGCACUGUGUGGAGGAGGUCAGUGGGAAGUGGCGUUUGCAGAAGUGUAAGGGCUCUCUGAAGGAAGGAUCCAAGAAGAGGGCGAGGAGUCUGCGCUCUCGAAGCUACGACAGCCGCGAGAAAAACUGCCACUGCGGAGACCGGCCUUACAAAUCUGCCAAGGCAGCACGGCGGGCGCAGAGACAGUUUGCCCAGAGCAGUAAUCCACGCUACAGACCUCGCUUUGUUCACAUGCGGCCAGCCAGAUCCCUGUCCGUAGAGUUCGAGGGUGAAAUCUAUAAUGUGGACCUGCAGGCUGAUGACAAAACCCCCCUUGAGCCCCGACCAAUCAGCAAACGGCACCAUGACCCUGAGGGAGGUUUUGAUUCAGACUUUGGGCUGGAGUCCGAUGACAGAUCGGAGGAGAUGCAGUCAGAUGACACUAAUGCUGUGGGAUACUCCAAUUCUCUUAAAGUCACCCAUAAAUGUUUCAUAUUAAUGAAUGACAGUGUGCACUGUGAAAGAGAGAUUUACCAGUCCUCCAGAGCAUGGAAAGACCACAAGAACUUUGUGGACCAAGAGAUUGAACUUCUCCAGGAUAAAAUGAAGAAACUGCGUGAGGUCAGAGGCCAUUUAAAGAGGAGGAGACCGGAUGAGUGUGACUGUGGAAAGAAGAGCUACUUUAGCAAAGAGAGAGAGCAGAAACACAAACCCGAAAGAUUGAAGAAUAGUAAUGACUAUCUCCAUCCCUUUAAAGAUGUCAUGCAGGAAGUGGACAGCAAGACUCAACUCUACAACGAAAUCCGCCGCAGAAAGAAAGAGAGGAAGGAGAGGAAGAGGAAAAAGAAGGGUGAUGACUGCAGUUUUCCUGGCCUCACCUGCUUCACACAUAAUAAUGACCACUGGCAGACCGCCCCCUUCUGGAACUUGGGUGGCUUCUGUGCCUGCACAAGCUCUAACAACAACACAUACUGGUGUCUGAGAACGAUCAAUGAAACCCACAACACACUCUUCUGUGAAUUUGCCACUGGUUUCCUGGAGUACUUUGACCUAAACAGUGACCCAUACCAGUUAACCAACGCAGUUUAUACAGUGGAGAGGGACGUCCUGAGCCAACUGCAUUUACAGCUGAUGGAGAUGAGGAGCUGUCAGGGCCACAAGCAGUGCAACCCGAGGCCAAAAGGCUUAGAUGCAGGAAGUAAAGAUGGAGGAAGCUAUGAUCAACACAGGCAACAGCAGCAUCGAAAAUGGUCAAAGUUGAGGAGGCCAAGCCUUUCAUUCCUAACACAGCCAGCCUGGGACGUCCACAAAGGUUAAGCUGCCCAAUUUCACAGAGGACAUCGACUGGCAGGGACUGGCAGAUUUGUACUGCAUGAACGAGAGUCUGUACGAACACAGACACAACUACAGUCCCGACCUGGAUGACUGGACAAACUUUUGGAAGGAUGUCGAUUCUAUGUUUGCACUGCUGAGAAAUUUAAAGACACUCAACCAAACCGAUAAGCUUGACCCUCUGGCUGAGCUGGGCUCCGGGGUCCUGGAGGAGGCCAGCGGUGCUGGAUUCCCGAUUCGAGAGGAACGCCCCCUGAUUCCUGUCACCGAAGGUCCCUCGAGAGGUCCAACAACCAAAACUCUUCAGAAGAGUAAUUUAAAGUCUCCUAAUGAACUCCCAGAAGGCCGCCAAAUCAAACCGAGCGCUCUUCCCAGGGGAGACACCUGGAUUCAACAACUGGAAAAAGAGUUGGACAAUGAUGGAAUGACGUUUAGCGGCAACGGCGUCACUGAACUGGAGACCCGCCAUGACUUUCUGUUGCGCAGCUCUAAAAUUCUGGAUCGCCAACUGCUGGAAGAAGAGGAGGACAUUUUUCAGGCCCAGGGUUACCUUCCCCUCUUGUUGCAGCCAGCUAGACCCCCAGAGCCCACUGGGGAAACUCCUCCAGCCCAGAGUGACAGCCCACUGGAGAAGUGGAAUGGAAGCAUCAGACCUUUUACCCACAAGCCCAGUGAUGUUCAAGACUCGGAGGGAAGCGCCUCGGGAGCAUCCCCUUUGAGAAAGGACUGCUGCCCUGCACUGUGAAGCCAGCCAACUCAGAGACACUAACCCCACGGAGCAUGGACUGCUCUCCUGUAUAAUCCAAUCAAUUAUUUUAUUUUUUAAAAGUGCUUCCAUUUAUUAGAAAUCAGUGUUAUGUAUUUUGUCUAUAUAUAUAUAUAAAAAUGUAGAGGUAAAGUAUCGGAUGCAUCUUAAAUGUUGGGUUUGGUUUUAAAUCUCAAGUGGGAAAACGCCACCAAAGUAAGGUUUUAAUAUAUUUUUAAGUAAAAGAAAACGGUUCAAAUGGUGAAACAGUCUCAUUCAGUCUUGAAUUAACCACAUGCAGAUUGUUUCCCCAGAUGUUUGAUGCACUUUUUAAAGUUUCUCGAAUUCAACACAUCCUGGCAGUCUCAUUUAGAUGUAAACAACUCCACGGUGACACCCAGGACACAACAUAAGUCAUUAUUUGUUGGAUACACUUUUGUUCAUUGAGUAUUGUUGGUGUUUUCUUCAAUGUUUACUGCAUCUUUUUAGGUUCAGGUCACUGUUAACACUCUAAACACUGCUUGAACAUGUUUUAUACACUUGGAUUGUUGGUUUAAUGGCUUGACUUGUUGGUAAAAUGGUUCUCUCACAAAUGUUGUAUAGUUCAGCUGCAUUCAGUCCAUUUAAUGAAAAAAGGGCAUUCACCGGAAGUGCUUUAAUCAUUGAUGACUAACAUUUUCACUAAACUACAAAAAUUAAUCACGUUAAAAUAGCUUGUUUCAUUUGUGAAGAAUGUGAAAUGGGCAUUUAUUCUGAGUUUUCUGGCCAUUUUCCUCCUGUCUUUUUAGAAUUGCAAUGUCUCAAUUUAUUUUUGAAAAAAAAAAAAAUGGUUUGAUUAUGAGAUGAAUAUGAGAUGACCUGCCAAAUUUGCAAACAUUACAUAACUUUUUAAGCAGUGGUGUUGAAACUAUUCUGGCUUCUGGAAAGCCAAGAAGCUGUUUUGAAAUAAAAAUCAGCCAAACAUUUGUUUCACCUA
Molecule: messenger RNA, 5023 nt
Organism: Carassius gibelio (silver crucian carp)
Lineage: Eukaryota; Metazoa; Chordata; Actinopteri; Cypriniformes; Cyprinidae
Product: extracellular sulfatase Sulf-1-like
Exons: 22
Coding region: 609-3287 (892 amino acids)
Biological process (GO): glycosaminoglycan metabolic process
Cellular component (GO): endoplasmic reticulum; cell surface; plasma membrane
Molecular function (GO): N-acetylglucosamine-6-sulfatase activity; glycosaminoglycan binding; calcium ion binding
Source: RefSeq, a predicted model, not a curated record